AUGGCGAAAAAAUUGCUUAAUCCUGGUUUCCUUUCGGGUAAGCAACCUAAAUCCUUUAAGGAUGCUCUUUCUGGUUCCGUCGAUUCGAAUGUUUUUCCGGAAUUUCGCAUUUCUUCGAAUCGGGGAAUGCCGUCUCUGUGGUUUUCGGAAGAGGAAUUUUUGCAUCUAGCUAAGCCCUUUGAAUUUGCGUUGGUUGGGAGAUUUCCCCUUAAACGCCCUUCUUUAGAUACAAUCCGUAGGUUUUUCGUGAUUUUAAAGUUAUCUGGGGAAUUUUCGGUGACUUUGUUGGAUCAAGCUAAUGUUUUAAUCAAGCUUGCCAAUGAUAUGGAUUAUGCUAGGGUUUUUGCUCACAGGCCUUACUUGGUUUAUGGCUGUUUUAUGAAAGUGAUAAAGUGGUCUCCGGUUCUAGAUUUGUCGGAAGAAUCUCCGAUUGUCCCUGUUUGGCUUUCUUUUCCGGGAUUACGUCCCCAUCUUUUCUCCUCCCGUAUUCUUUUUGGGUUGGGUUCGGUCUUUGGAAGGCCGAUUCAUACUGAUUCUGCUACGGGUACUGGUUCCCGUCCAUCAGUUGCGCGUGUGCUUGUUGAAAUAGAUGUAUCCAAAUCCUUUUCUGAUACUGUUUGGUUGGGUCCGGAGAAGUUUGGGUAUGCCCAGAAAGUCAUUUUUGAGGGCAUGCCUAAUUUUUGUUCUUUCUGCAAAGCUUUAGGUCAUAAAAAAUUAGAAUGUCCAAAAAUUUCGUCCAAAACUACCCCGGUUGGUUUCUCUGCCCCCGUGGAUAUUCCUCCAAUCCCUGUUUCUAAUGAAGACCCGAUUACUGCUCCUGUUUUUGAUAAUUCUGCGAAUUUAUGUAAUGUUGUAAUCGAGCGAAAUGCUUUAGAAUGUGAAAAUCUUGUUAAUUGCCAGUCUGCUGAUGUGGAGGGUGUGGUUUUGCCUGAUGUUGAUUGUCGGGUUGUUUCUCCUGAUGCGGGUGUGCUGUCUGAUUUGGUUGUGGGCGGUGUUUCUACUAUUGCUGAUGUUUCAAAUUGUGCUGGUGUGGAUCUUAAUAAUGCUAAUGUUUUACACCCUUCUUCUGUCGAUGCUGUGCGGGAAGGAGUUGUUUGUACUGCGAAUGUUAGUGGUGUUGGUGAAAGGCUGGAGAAGGAUUUUGACAAAGCUUCAAUUGCAUUUGUUAGUCAUUUAUUCUCUCCCAUUAAUGGAGUCCUCAACAUCAAAGAUCUACUACAACCAUCAUUAACAAAUUCUUGGCGUUUUCACAUUCCUGAUGGUCUCCAUCGUCAUUCGCUUCAAAGCAUCAUUUCCACCUACAAUCCCCAAGAUCUGAAGUCGAAUGCUGGCAUUCUCGAUCUGCAAGGAAAUCAGAAGCCUCCAGCCAAUUGUGCUGCUCAUCAACCAGCUUUCGAGAUUGCUAUGGCUUCACCAGGCUGCAGCCAGAGGUUCCAUUUAUCAGUUCUCAGCCUCUUCUUCACCUGCUUUCUUGCAUUCCUUUCAUCAUUUCCAUUCACCACCGAAGCAGCCCUGAAGAGAUACCAGUUCGAUAUUGUGGUGAAGAAUGUGAGCAGACUGUGCCAUGCAAAACCCAUCGUGACCGUGAAUGGAAGAUACCCAGGGCCAACAAUCUACGCUCGAGAAGGUGACCACGUGGUCAUCAAUGUCACCAACCAUGCGCAAUACAACAUGUCCAUCCAUUGGCAUGGGCUUAAGCAGUUCAGGAAUGGAUGGGCCGAUGGGCCAGCAUAUAUCACACAGUGUCCAAUUCAGAGUGGCAAUUCGUACACGUACGACUUUAAUAUCACAGGACAACGUGGCACAUUAUGGUGGCACGCUCACAUUUUAUGGCUAAGGGCGACUGUCUAUGGCGCCCUGGUCAUCUUGCCCAGCAAAGGUGCUUCAUUUCCCUUCCCACAGCCAGCCCAAGAAGCUGAAUUAAUUCUAGGAGAGUGGUGGAACUCUGACGUAGAAGAGAUCGUCAAGCAGGGCAACAAACUCGGCCUGCCUCCCCGCAUGUCCGACGCACACACCAUCAACGGCAAGCCUGGCCCUCUAUUCCCCUGCUCCGAGAAAUACACCUACGCCAUCGAGGUACAAUGGGGAAAGACCUACUUACUCCGCAUCAUCAACGCCGCGCUCAACGACGAGCUCUUUUUCGCAAUUGCCGGCCAUGACAUGACCGUCGUCGAAAUAGACGCCACCUACAUCAAGCCAUUCACCACAGGCUCCCUCCUCAUCGCUCCCGGCCAAACCACCAACGUCCUCGUACGCGCAGACCGCUCCCCCGGCCGGUAUUUCAUGGCCACCCAACCCUUCAACGACGCCCCAAUCCCCGUCGACAACAAAACGGCUACCGCCAUUCUACAAUACAAAGGCAUUCCAACCACCAUCACGCCGCUCCUCCCUUUCCUCCCCGCCCCCAACGACUCCGCCUUUGCUGACGCGUACAACGCAAAGCUGCGCAGCUUGAACUCAGGAAACGUGCCGCUGGAAGUUGAUCGCCACCUGUUUUACACCAUCGGGCUCGGCAGUAACCCCUGCCAAAGCUGCUUGAACGGGACGCGGCUCGCGGCUUCGCUGAAUAAUAUCAGUUUUAUAAUGCCGAAGGUGGGGUUGCUUCAGGCGCAUUACUUCAAUUUGAGUGGGGUUUUCCGGCUCGAUUUUCCGGAUAGGCCACCAACGGCGUUUAAUUACACCGGAGCGCCGCUGACUGCGAACCUUGGGACGUUGCUGGGCACGAGACUGAGCAGGUUGGCGUUUAACUCCACCGUGGAGCUGGUGCUUCAGGACACCAACCUUCUGACUGUCGAGUCCCAUCCUUUUCACCUUCAUGGCUACAAUUUCUUCGUGGUGGGCAGGGGAAUUGGGAAUUUUGAUCCUGCGAACGAUCCGGCGAAGUUUAACUUGGUGGAUCCGCCGGAGAGGAAUACCGUUGGAGUGCCGACGGGCGGGUGGACGGCCAUUAGGUUCAGAGCAGAUAAUCCAGGGGUGUGGUUCAUGCAUUGCCAUCUGGAGCUUCACACAAUGUGGGGUCUGAAGAUGGCUUUUGUGGUGGAGAACGGUAACGGCCCGGAAGAAUCUAUAUUACCACCACCUAAGGAUUUACCGCCAUGCUAAUCUUCUUCAGCAAAGUUGAGCGCUUCAGUUUUUUUUUUUUUUUUCCACUAAUUGUUUUGUACAGCUGAGAUUUGUUUGAGGCUUUGAAAGGAGAAGCUUCUGUGUGAAUAAGC
Molecule: messenger RNA, 3215 nt
Organism: Dendrobium catenatum
Lineage: Eukaryota; Viridiplantae; Streptophyta; Magnoliopsida; Asparagales; Orchidaceae
Product: laccase-11
Exons: 8
Coding region: 1-3102 (1033 amino acids)
Biological process (GO): lignin catabolic process
Cellular component (GO): apoplast
Molecular function (GO): hydroquinone:oxygen oxidoreductase activity; copper ion binding
Source: RefSeq, a predicted model, not a curated record